Diaporthe batatas is the source of this 267-nucleotide messenger RNA. RefSeq lists its product as uncharacterized. Lineage: Eukaryota; Fungi; Ascomycota; Sordariomycetes; Diaporthales; Diaporthaceae. The record is from RefSeq and is a predicted model, not a curated record. Bases 1 to 267 code for a protein of 88 amino acids. The transcript has a single exon.
AUGUCCCAGCCCAGACCACCACCGCCGCCUGGAAACAUACCUCCAAACCUCGUUGCGCCCUUCCAGGCCGCCUGGGAGAGACACGCGCAACGAGCGGCCCAUCAUGAUUCGGCAAGCCGGCACCCCGUCUUCUUCACCGAGAGGCUCAUGAGGCCACCGCCGGCCUUCGGCGGCACACCGGCCCCGGUCUUGGCGAUGAGCCCAGUGGCGCAGGGCUACGUGUAUCAGGAGGGGCAGGUAAAGGCCACGCAUUCUUCGAAGCUGUGA